UCUCCCUCGGCUGGACAGCUCUCCUCGGGGCUCUCUUACUGCUUCUCCUGGCGGAGAGGGAGGAUAUGGAGCCUAUUCUGGCGCGGGUGGAGUGGUCCACACUUUUGUUCUUUGCGGCUCUCUUUGUGUUGAUGGAAGCUCUCUCCAAGCUGGGUCUGAUCGCAUGGAUCGGCAAGAUGACUGAAGCCGUCAUCCUGAGCGUCGGGCAGGAGUCCCGCCUGGCUGUCGCCGUCAUGCUGGUGCUUUGGGUGUCAGGGAUAGCAUCAGCGUUCGUGGACAACAUUCCCCUGACGACCAUGAUGGUGCGAGUCAUGGCCACCCUGGCUGAUCCCAACGGGCUGGGGCUCCCUCUGGCGCCUUAGGCCUGGUCGCUGAGCUUCGGGGCCUGUCUUGGAGGUAACGGCACCCUCAUUGGCGCUAGUGCGAACGUUGUUUGCGCAGGAGUGGCCGAGCAACAUGGCUACCGGUUCACGUUCGUCCAAUACCUCAAAGUAGGGUUCCCCAUCAUGAUUGGAAACCUUUUAGUCGCGUCAGUGUACUUGCUGAUAUGUCAUUGUGCUUUCACGUGGCACUGAUAUUGACUUAUUUGACUUAAGGUCCUAUGUCCCCUAGAUGGGGCAGAGGGCGUCCACAACAGUCCUCCAUCGCGUUCGGUCUUGAGCUUCGCGCUUGAUCUCGCUCCGGGUCUUGCCGCUUUUCUUCGCCUCGGCACUGAUAU
This is a messenger RNA of Ostrinia nubilalis (European corn borer), 718 nucleotides long. RefSeq names its product P protein-like. The coding region runs from base 66 to 362 and encodes 98 amino acids. Gene Ontology annotation, cellular component: membrane. The record is from RefSeq and is a predicted model, not a curated record. Gene Ontology annotation, biological process: transmembrane transport. The transcript has 4 exons. NCBI's taxonomy places the organism in Eukaryota, Metazoa, Arthropoda, Insecta, Lepidoptera, Crambidae.